AUGUAUGAACGGCGGUGCGUGUCCCCGCAGGGACGCGUGAGGACGAAGACGGUGAAGAAGGCGGCGCGGGUGAUCAUCGAGAAGUACUACACCCGUCUGGGCAACGACUUCCACACCAACAAGCGCGUGUGCGAGGAGAUCGCCAUCAUCCCCAGCAAGAAGCUGCGCAACAAGAUCGCGGGGUAUGUCACCCACCUGAUGAAGCGCAUCCAGCGGGGCCCCGUCCGGGGCAUCUCCAUCAAGCUGCAGGAGGAGGAGAGGGAGCGCCGGGACAACUACGUGCCCGAGGUCUCUGCUCUCGAUCAGGAGAUCAUUGAAGUGGACCCGGACACCAAGGAAAUGCUGAAGCUCCUGGACUUCGGCAGCCUGUCCAACCUGCAGGUCACGCAGCCCACCGUGGGGAUGAACUUCAAAACGCCGCGAGGCGCUCUCUGAGCCACUCGUUAUGUUGCUUUUACAAUAAAUGUGGGAAACCAG
Messenger RNA from Meleagris gallopavo (turkey), 477 nucleotides. NCBI's taxonomy places the organism in Eukaryota, Metazoa, Chordata, Aves, Galliformes, Phasianidae. The record is from RefSeq and is a predicted model, not a curated record.